AUGGAUCACUCUCUCUCGCCUCCAUCAGGUCCGACUGGUUCACAUGAUACGGCACCUACGCCUGAAUCGUAUCCGUCAGAUCCAUAUGACACACCUGAAGAGAAGGAAAGAAUAAGACGAAAUCUCGACAUUUCUUCCAAAUUAGCCACCGCUAAAACAUUUGCCGACUAUCGAGCGAUUUAUACCGAAUGCCGAGCUUUUCUCGCGGACGUGAAGUGGCUCGAUUUCGAUCAGGACCCUCGUCUUAUGGUUUGGAAGAUUGGGAUGAGAUUGAAAAUCGCCACUAUUCAUAGGAUCUUACGACACCCUUGGAGAGCUUACCGCAAUGCAGAUCUCGCUCUCGGUUACUGUCGAAUACUCAAUGGUUUACAAGGAGCCGACGUGUCCGACAUAUUGUGUAAUCUGGGUCCAACUGUACAAAAGACAAGAGAUACUGCUUGGAACGACUGGAAAAACAAGGAGUUGGACAAUGAAGGAUCAUCAUCCAACGAAGAGACUUCUGAUCCGGAAUGUUAUUUCGUUACUGAUGAAAUUCUUGAUCAGUGGGAUGAGCAAGAUGAAAGGGAAGAGCAAGAUGAAAGGGAAGAGCAAGAUGAAAGGGAAAGGAGCUUAGUGGCUAAUGAUGGAGCUCCUGAGCCUCAAUCAAAAGUAGAUGAUCUGAACGCUUCCUUUGGCAAUCUGAGCGCUCACAGUCCAUCUAGGGACACAGGAAGAACCUUCACGAUGUCUCCGCCCCCUCGUACCACUUCAUCGCUAUCUUCUGGUUCAUCCAUAUCUCACCUUCGUACCCCUCACUCCAGGAGGAUCUUAUCAUUCACUCCCCACAUCGUUGUACCUCACUCUGCUGUAUCAGAGGAUAUUCUCGAAGAUACCGAGAGCAAGACCUCAAAAUAA
Molecule: messenger RNA, 894 nt
Organism: Kwoniella shivajii
Lineage: Eukaryota; Fungi; Basidiomycota; Tremellomycetes; Tremellales; Cryptococcaceae
Exons: 3
Coding region: 1-894 (297 amino acids)
Source: RefSeq, a predicted model, not a curated record